Molecule: messenger RNA, 2717 nt
Organism: Fomitiporia mediterranea MF3/22
Lineage: Eukaryota; Fungi; Basidiomycota; Agaricomycetes; Hymenochaetales; Hymenochaetaceae
Exons: 5
Coding region: 1-2442 (813 amino acids)
Molecular function (GO): protein binding
Source: RefSeq, a predicted model, not a curated record
AUGGCCGCAUACGCUCCUCCUCCAGUACCACCACGUCCUUACUCUGCAAGCGGCCACCCAAGAGAAACUUCUUUGCCUCCUCCGAUCCCGCCUCUGCCGCCCAAUUUUCGUAAGGAAGAACCACUUGCUGCCCCGCGUCCUCAGCGAUUCAAUCCAGAUAUACCUGCAGAUAUGGCACGCACUCUUGACGAACAGCUGGCAUACAACGGACCCCGUCUCGCAACACCUCAACCACCUCCAGGAGGCCCGAACAUGGGCAUCAACCUCGCACCAGGUUUCGCAUUUCCAGGCGCUCCGCCUCCACUCUACAGCCCACCUCCGAUGAGCAGUAUGGGCUCGCCGAUGAUCCCGAUGCCGCAGAUUCAGGCCGAUGAUGGUGCUCUCGCUUCGUCUAUGGGCGGUCUUUCGCUUAAUGGCCCGUACCCACCGAGACAGAGGGCUGUGAGCCAAUUUUCACCUGGAUUGCCUGUGCCAAACAUGGGAGACGGUGCACCCAGAGUGAGAACACUUAGUACAGCUGGUCCUCCACCAAACUAUGACCCAUCGAGUUUCACAAAUCCGCCUAUUCCUCAAAAUUCUUCUCAACCGAGAACAUCUUCCCCGCCACGUGCGCCAAGCCUCACUGCACCGCUUCCUACUGUUUCCACUUUACAAGCUGCACUCCCUGCCGUACAAGCACCCAACGCAGACGUUGGCAGCAAAGUAGCAUGGAUACGUGAUGUUCUUUUACUCGUGAACCGCUCGACGGCGUCCACAAGCAACAAGGCACCCACAAGCAUUGAUCCGAUUUCAGGGCCAGCAGUCAUUACCGAACCUGUGUUGCAACGCCUCGCCGAUGCCGCCGUGCCAAUGCUAAUGACUCUAGCGCCGGGCGCUCCUGCACAGGGACAGCAGCUCACUGCGCCGCUUGCCGAGGCCUUGCAUUUACGCGCGUGUCUUAUUUCUGCUGGUACCUUCCCGACACACCUACCACAAAAUCAACGCACAGCUUUCCGCGAGUUUGAGGCUGCUGCCCGUUCAGGUUUUUCACCCGCGUCUUGGUUCCGGCUUGGAAGAGAUUAUGAAUCAUUCGGCGACGCGACACAUGCCGUUGGCUGUUUCGACCGAGGAGCGAGGGCGGGUGAUGAAAGCUGUUUGUACAGGUUAGGUAUGGCGAACCUAUUGGGACAACUCGGCAUACCACAAGAUUAUGGAAAGGCUUUACCAAUGCUACAACGUGCGGCAACGCUCGCGAGUAUCACUGUCCCACAGCCAGCAUACGUUUUUGCUCUCAUUCUCCUGGGAGACUCGUCCGGGUCUACACUUCCGCUCAAUAGUCCAGUUCCUCAACAUCUCAUCACCCCUCUAAUUCCACCGGGUUCUACACCUCAAACGGAGGCUCGCAAACAUCUCGAGAGAGCAGCGUAUCUCCACUUCACGCCAGCACAAUAUAAACUUGGCCAUGCCUAUGAAUUUGCAGAAGCACCGUUCCCAUUCGACCCACUGCUCAGCGUGCAGUACUAUUCACUAGCAAGCCAGUCGGGUGAACCCGAAGCUGAUUUAGCGCUUAGCCGAUGGUUCCUGUGCGGCUCAGAUGGAGGCGGCGGAGGACCGGGGGCGGUGAACGAAGCCGAAGGCUUCAAACGCGAUGAAAACCUUGCUUUCGUUUUUGGCGAGAAAGCCGCAAAGAAAGGUUUACCGGCUGCUGAGUUCGCAAUGGGAUAUUACUGGGAGGUUGGGGUUGGGGUUCCCGCUCCUGACGUCAAAACAGCGAUUGGGUGGUAUGAACUUGCUGCGAAUCACGGAAAUCCCGAUGCUGUUCAGCGUCUGGAAGCUCUGAAGAAAGAGAGCGGGCAAGCCCUUACUCGGCAAGAGCACGAAGCGAUUACCGAACACAAGCUUGUGCGGAAACGUACUCAGGCCAAGCAGCGCUCUGAAGCUUCUGGUGCACGCGUUACGCCCUCAGUAGCAGGAAGGGGGAACGCGAAUCAAGUUGUAGAAGGGAUCAAGAAGACUGAGCAAGCACAACAUAGGCAGUCUUACCAACCUCGUCAUUCAUCGCUCGGUGCGAUGGCACAACAGCAGCAGCUUCCCACUUCUUCACCGCCUAUGACACACGCAAAUAUGCCAAGCCCGAAUCCAAACUCUCAAGACCCUAUGCAGCGUCUACGCGAUCGUCCACGCUAUUCUCUCGUAGACCCGGGAUCUGCUUCUGGGUCACCACCUCCAGGCCGAACUGGUUCACCACAAAGGACUGCGGGACGUGGUGGGGGCCGCAUCGUGUCAGGUGGUUACUCGCCGAAGUCGGAUAAUGCGAGUCUUCCGCCUAGCUCAAAUCCCGCUACUCCACCUGCUACAGAGUCGAGCAAGCCAUCAGCUGGAGGAGGCACACGCUACAAUACAUUCGCGGAGAUGGGUGUACAGAGCGGACGAGCGGAGGAUAAAGACUGCGUAAUCAUGUAGAAGGAGUGAUGAGUGUAUCUCUCCAAGUCGGACUCUUACAGCUGGAUGUUCCAAUUUUUGCUGUUUUACAAAUUUGAUUAGCGUUCAGUACAUUUCACGAUUUUUUUAACCCAACGUACAAUACUUAUAUCCCAGAACCACUUCUUGUAAUUAACUUUUCCUCACCUCUCCUGUCUGCUGUUUCUUUUCUUUCUUUCCGUUCAGACAUUAAACAACUAAUGGACGUUUCACUCUGACUUCGUGAUUGACUCUGUGCAGAGGAUGUUACCAUAAUA